Messenger RNA from Colletotrichum costaricense, 357 nucleotides. RefSeq lists its product as uncharacterized. The record is from RefSeq and is a predicted model, not a curated record. The transcript has a single exon. Bases 1 to 357 code for a protein of 118 amino acids. NCBI's taxonomy places the organism in Eukaryota, Fungi, Ascomycota, Sordariomycetes, Glomerellales, Glomerellaceae.
AUGGCACACACAAGAUAUCUCCCUACCAUCACGGGACAGUGGCAUCCUUCCAUCGAGAAAACAGCAGAAUCCGUUCUACCUCGCCUCCAGAGAAAGCCAACAGAGCCUCCAUCCCGGGUUAGGCAUGCUCUACGGCACCACCGUUUCGGACCGUUUACUCGUAUCAACGCCCUAUCGCAACCAGUGCCGGUGUCCCCGUGCAACCGGCUUAGAACAACCAGCCUUUUCUCUCGAUUCGCUUGUCUGGUCGACCAGUCCACUGAUGGCCCGAUCAUUAGCUGCACCAACGGCGUUAGUAAUGACAAUGCUGUCCCGGAGGAGCCAGACGAAUAUCGAAACAAGGACGUCGUCAGUUAG